AUGGGUAGGAGGGAUGAUGACCGAUGCAUGAAAUGUACUCCUGACUUACACAACUCGAGAUCUGAAUUUGAAUGUUUUCUUCAGUCAGAUAUAAUUACUUGUGCUCAAGAAGUGGAAAUGAUGGUAAAGCAGUUGGGAGCCCAACUGGAGCAAUUAAAAAUGACGGUUAAAUCUAAGAGUGCUGUCCCAACAUCACAAGUCUUUCCCAUCUUCAUUGCACUUUCUAAUCUGUGGACUGGUUUUCAGGACGAAACUGUUUUAAUUAGUGUCCUCACUAAUUUAACUACUCACCUUGCGCCCUUUCUGGGCUCUCAUGAACUACUCUUUCCUGAGAAAGUAUUGCAAGAUCUUCUUGAAGGAGUAACUGUGAAAACUGAUGUGUGUAGAAUGAAAGAACACAUGGAGAAUAGAGUACAACUGGUGGAUUUCAGAAAACUAGAAUGGCUUUUCCCUGAAACAACAGCAAAUUUUGAUAAGUUGUUAAUUCAGUAUCGGGGAUUUUGUGCUUACACGUUUGCUACAACAGAUGGUCUUCUCCUUCCAGGAAAUCCAGCAAUUGGAAUUUUGAAAUAUAAAGAACAGUAUUACACUUUCAAUACGAGAGAUGCUGCAUAUUUAUUUGCAGAAAAUCCUGAAAAGUAUAUUGAUUUAGUUAGAGAAAAGGCGAAAAAAAAUGCAGAAUUGAUUCAGUUACUGGAACUUCAUCAACAGUUUGAAACUCUCAUACCAUAUUCCCAGAUGAAAGAUGUUGACAAACAAUAUAUAAAACCAAUUACAAUGUGUGAAAGUAAUACACAGACGGAUACACACAUAUUGCCACCAACGAUUGUAAGAUCAUAUGAGUGGAAUGAAUGGGAAUUGAGAAGAAAAGCUAUAAAACUGGCCAAUUUGCGUCAGAAAGUGACUCAUUCGGUACAAACUGAUCUUAGUCACAUGAGAAGAGAAAAUUAUUCACAGGUGUACCCAUUAAAGAAUGUUGGUACUCAAUCUAUGAGAGAAGGCAGUACCCGAGUACCCAGACCCCAGAUUUACUUAGCUGGUCUCCGUGGGGGACAGACUAAAACCACCUUCGGGGUCAAGGUGAACUUAACCAGAGCUGUUGAUGAAACCUAGAGACCAUAUGUUAAAAAUAUGAACAAUGGUAAAUAUUGAAAAAAAAAUUUCCAUCCAUGAAAAUAAGUUAAUUUUGUGGGACUGGCACAUUCAUUGAUGUAUGAAUGUUCUUUCGAUUCUCAUUUACAUUCACUGUCAAUCUGCUAUGAAACAUUAAAAGUUGUUUUCUGUAUUGCGUUUCAUUUCAUUAAAAUUGUAAAGUAAGAGUCCAUCAUUUGUUUGUUAAAAAAGUUUGUUAGCAAUAA
Messenger RNA from Talpa occidentalis (Iberian mole), 1358 nucleotides. Its product is annotated as cilia- and flagella-associated protein 206-like. Gene Ontology annotation, cellular component: ciliary basal body; axoneme. NCBI's taxonomy places the organism in Eukaryota, Metazoa, Chordata, Mammalia, Eulipotyphla, Talpidae. Bases 1 to 1113 code for a protein of 370 amino acids. The transcript is spliced from 7 exons. Gene Ontology annotation, biological process: sperm axoneme assembly; regulation of cilium beat frequency; regulation of flagellated sperm motility. The record is from RefSeq and is a predicted model, not a curated record.